AUGCUGCUUCGACCGGCUCUUACUACUGCUCCGAGCGUUGGUUGUAGUAGCACUUGUAGUACUAGAAGAAGAAGAAGAAGAAGAAGAACGCGAACACGAAGAACAAAAGCGACAAAAACGCAAAAUUCAUCAAACCAACAACAACAACAAGCGAAAACGGAAUCGUACUCGUUUUUCGGUUUAGCGCGAGCCGAGUUCCCUGAGAACUGGGACGAACCGAACAAAAAGAUCAAAUACGCGGACUCUCCUCUGGAUUUAUUCAUCAUGGGUUGGUUCAUGAGGAAAAUUAGCAUGGCUUUAGGUGCCCCUUUCGACGCUUCGAACAUCUCCUACGACGCGUUUAUUGCUUUGUGUUUUCUGCAAAUGAAAGGCAGAGAACCGGACGGACAGCGACAGAUAACCAUGGACGUUUUAACCUCGUUGAUGCCACCGGGAGGAGAGAAAGUGUUUCAAAAACUGUUCCCUCUGAACAAGUUUAGCUUAGAAUUGAACGCGAAAAUCUGUCAGAUUGUAUUCGCGUGGAUGGUUGGUCCGAUGACGGUGGAGACGACGACCGAAAACGACUUGAACGAACCCAUCGCGAGUAAAGUACAAAUCACAAAGUGCAGAUGGUUGCAAGAGUCUGGGUGCACCGGCAUGUGCGUGAACAUGUGCAAAACGACGACGCAGGAUUUCUUCACGGACACGUUCAACAUGCCGUUGACUAUUAAACCGAAUUUUGAGGACAAGUCGUGCGCUUUUUACUUUGGUCAAACGCCGCCGCCGAUUGAAAAAGACGAAGCGUUGUUGUUCGGGUGCAACCAGUCUUGCUCCACGGGUUUGAACGUAGGCGAAGAGAACGUGCCUUGCCACAAACUCAGAAAGCACGAGAGUUUAUUGUCGUCGUAG
Messenger RNA from Bathycoccus prasinos, 888 nucleotides. RefSeq lists its product with no specific name. Gene Ontology annotation, molecular function: iron ion binding. The coding region runs from base 1 to 888 and encodes 295 amino acids. The transcript has a single exon. The record is from RefSeq and is a predicted model, not a curated record. Lineage: Eukaryota; Viridiplantae; Chlorophyta; Mamiellophyceae; Mamiellales; Bathycoccaceae.